Molecule: messenger RNA, 3419 nt
Organism: Dicentrarchus labrax (European seabass)
Lineage: Eukaryota; Metazoa; Chordata; Actinopteri; Moronidae
Product: zinc finger protein 17
Exons: 9
Coding region: 111-3206 (1031 amino acids)
Biological process (GO): regulation of transcription by RNA polymerase II
Molecular function (GO): RNA polymerase II cis-regulatory region sequence-specific DNA binding; DNA-binding transcription factor activity
Source: RefSeq, a predicted model, not a curated record
CUGUAACUAUUAGUUAAUGCUAGUCAACUGUGGCUUAAUGCUAACGUUAGCUAUCAGGCUAACGUCGGCUAGGAUAACCGCAGCUAAUCAAAAAACACCGGCGUGAGAAGAUGGCCUCGGGUGUCUUCACGGCCUUGUCCAAAGGUGAUCCCUUACCUCUGGCGUCGCUGCGCCUCCUUGUCCCUCCUCUCCAGCUUAUGACAACCUCCAUGUGGCAGGUUCUGAAGACACAAGAUAUCAUGAACUACUGGAAGGUGGCAGAGUUCGUCUCUUUGGUGAUGGACAUGGUCCCAGAGCUGCUAAUGUAUAAGCACAGGAUGCAACUUAACCUGGGAUUAAGAGCCAGGUAUAUUCUAGAGUUGUGUCGAAGUGAACAGCGCGUGGAACCUGAUUUCAUCCUGUCUCAUCUGGAGAAGAUGAAACCCACCCUGGUGGAUAUAAAAGAAUCAGAAGAGGAAGUAGCAGUUAACUUUCUUGAGCUGAUCCAGACUCUGCUCAAAGAUCCCGAAGAGAGACGAGAGUUUUUCUUGGAGGUCUUCCCUGCUGAGUAUGGACCUCAGUAUGACAGUGAUUUGCAGACGCUGUUUUCUGAGUUCCUCUUUAGGCUGGCUCAGCUGUUGCCAGUUCCCGACCUUGAGCAGACUGUUUCCUGGCUUGGGGCUGAACGCUCUGUGUUGGAGGAGUGUGUGCAUUCAGUCUCUGAACCUACAGACCUGAAAAUUUUGCUCCAGCACCACCAACACCGUGGGCAUUUAGAGCAGCAUGUUCCACCUUCCAGCAUGGGCAACAGCAUCCUCUCCUCCCUCUCUGCAGUUUCCCCUAGCAGAGUGGCAAAACCUACAGAACAGCCCAACCAAUCAGAUCCACUGCCAGGCCUCAGUGAGGACACACACACUGUGUCAUUCGUGGAUGACGUAGCAGUUGAAAUAAUCACAGUGACCGAUUACGCAGAGGUUGAAUUAGGCACAAGCACCGACAUCGAGGUGGUGAUGGGAGAAACCUGCUGUGAAGGACCAGACACCAGCAUAGGGGCUGAGGACUCGCUGGUAGUGCUUCCUGAUGCGAUAACCAGGGAAGAAGAAAAAGCGGCAAGUGGUUCGACAAACAUCAUCCUUCCAGAAGCUAACCAGGACGACUUUGCAGCCUCCCAACACAAAACCUGCGUUGGACCUCACGACUGCCCGGACUGCGAGAAGAAGUUUAAGUUUGCCUCUUCGCUAAUCGCCCACAGGGUCAUCCACACUGGUGAACGCCCACACCGCUGCAAUGACUGUGGUCGCUGCUUCUCUUUCAGGCAGUCCCUCGACAGACACAGACACACACACAAAACCGGCCGCAAGUACAACUGCAUCAUCUGCGGGGCGACCUUCCACUCCCUGUCAGCCCGCACAGAGCACAAGCAAACACACAUGGAAGAUGGCGUUUACACGUGCCAUCAGUGCAAUAAGAAAUUUAACUGGGAGCUGGCACUCGCGAGGCACCUUAAAACUCACACUGAGGAUCUCAACGCAAACCAGCCUACAGAGAGCCUUAAGGAUGGACAAGAGGUUGAUGUGGGUGAUGAAAGUGUCAGCGAGGCUCCUGCUGCUCUUGCUGAACCUGACAGCCAGGUGCAGGAUGAUAAUGGUGAUGGCGAUCCGGAGAAUGUGGAAGGUCAGAGCGGUGAGCGCCCCGCCUCUGAGCCUGAAGGCACGGCCUCUAAACUUGACAACAGAGUCAUUUCCUUGGUGAAGGUCCGCACAAGUGGGCGCAAACGCAAACCGACCAUGAAGAUCCAGGUGAUAAAUUUACAGAGGCGCAUGGCCACUAAAAGAAGAAAGGAGAUCACCAAGGCGAGCCCUGCAGAGCUGAAGCCUUUGCCUUUCAACUGUGCAGAGCACUCUUAUGGGUCAUCCAUUGUCUCAUCAAAGGAUGGUGAGGAAAGUUCUGUAGCAGAUGGCUCAUCAGCUGCUUUCUCCUGUCCAAAGUGCUCCUUCCACCACUCAGAAGAAGCACAGGUCCAGCAGCACAUUGACAAGGUGCACUCUGUUGAGGCUGAGGAUGACAAGCUGUCCCUUCAGCCCCUCGCAGAUGAGGAGGGACGUUUUAGCUGUGCAGACUGUGAGAAGAGCUUCAAGUUCCAGUCCUUACUAAAAGCCCACCAACGCAUCCACACAGGUGAGCAGCCCUUCCUGUGUUCUCAGUGCGGGCGGCGGUUCUCCUUCAAACAGUCACUGGAGCGGCACAAGCAGACGCACAAGUCCGGGCGCAAGUACGAGUGCCUGAUCUGCGGGGAGUUCUUCAAGUCCCUGGUGGCUCAGAGGGAGCACAAGAGCACCCACAUGGAGAACGGCGAAUACCUGUGUUCGGAGUGCGGCCGAGCGUUUGCCUGGAAGUCGGCACUGGUGAGACACCUGAAGACCCACAGCGAAGACACUGACAAGGUGGAGCGUUCCUACAAAUGCCCUCGCUGUGACCUGGGCUUCAGCUGUGCCAGCUACCUCAACAGGCACCUGCAGACUCACCAAGAAGAGAGAGUGCACUCCUGCAACUGCGGAAAGAGCUUCGCCUACCGGGCAGCUCUCACCGCACAUCAGCGCAUCCAUCAAAAGGAGCGGCCGCACAUAUGUCCACAGUGCGGGAAGGGAUUCCUCUACAAGGGGGGUUUGCUGAGCCACAUGAAGAUCCACUCUGAGGAAAUGCCCUUCAUGUGCGCCUUCUGCGGUAAGAGCUUCAAGAGGGAACGUAACAUGAAGAAGCACGAGCGGUGCCACACCAGGGAAAACGUUUUCAGCUGCUCGCAAUGCGACAAGAGUUUUGUUUACAAGGCGACUCUGACCAGACACGAGCUGACUCAUUCAGGCGAGAGGCCGUACCUCUGCUCCGACUGCGGGAAGGGAUUCUUUUCCCACGCCGAGCUUCUGAAGCACGAGCGUUUCCACACGGGCCACAAGCCCUUCCAGUGCCCCCACUGUGGCAAGAAGUUCACUCAGUCUUGCUACCUGACCAUCCAUCUGCGCUACCACACCGGAGUCCGGCCGUACUCCUGCGACAACUGCGACAAGAGCUUCCUCAGUGCCAACCGCCUGAAACGACACCAGCGAACACAUUCGGGGGAAAAACCUUACCUGUGUGGGGAAUGUGGGAAGGGAUUCAGGCAGUCAUAUAAUCUGAAAAUGCAUCAACGAACACAUAUCAUAAAGUUAAGACUUGAACCUACUAACUAGAUUCAUAUUUUGGAAAUUUAAAUGGUCUUAGAUUAUAGAUUACUUUAGACUGGAACAGCUACUGUAGAUGGAUAAUUGUGACUAUCUCCUAUGCAAUUGCAGUGAACUGCAUCUAGCAUAGACACUUGUUCUAGCAAGAAAAGGUUCAUUUUCCAUUAUACUGAAUGCAUUUGAUUUCCAGGUUGUUUUGAUUAAAGCACACUGAGCAGAGAA